Humulus lupulus (European hop) is the source of this 594-nucleotide messenger RNA. RefSeq names its product proteasome subunit alpha type-7-like. Bases 1 to 594 code for a protein of 197 amino acids. The record is from RefSeq and is a predicted model, not a curated record. NCBI's taxonomy places the organism in Eukaryota, Viridiplantae, Streptophyta, Magnoliopsida, Rosales, Cannabaceae. Gene Ontology annotation, cellular component: proteasome core complex; proteasome core complex, alpha-subunit complex; nucleus. The transcript is spliced from 7 exons.
AUGUAUAGAGAAAAUGCUUCUUGGCAUCUUAUUAUCAUCGAAAAUUUAUUACAGGUUCUUGACAAUGGUCUACUGGUUGACCCCCAUGAUCAACAAGCAAUUUCGGAUGCCUUUUUGAAGCUUGUUUCAGAUAAGCAACUAACGGUGAGGAAGAUUGUGAAUUUGGAUGAUCACAUUGCAUUGGCCUGUGCUGGGCUCAAAGCUGAUGCUCGUGCCUUGAUAAACAAGAAGUAUACACAAAGUGGUGGUGUUAGACCGUUUGGGUUUUCAACUUUGAUUAUUGGCUUUGACCCAUACACAGCCUGGAAAGCAAAUGCCACUGGAAGAAACUCUAACUCAUUACGUGAGUUUCUUGAGAAAAACUACAAGGAGAUAGCUGGGCAAGAAACCAUCAAGCUCGCCAUUCGUGCUUUGCUUGAGGGGAAUCAACAACGAAGAGAAAAUACAUCUGAGGCAAAAACUGGUAUCCCAUUUAAGAGAAGAAAACUAUCAGUUGUUGGUUUAAUGGCAUUGGUUUGCCACUAUUGUUUUGAUAAAGCCUUUGACAAGUUCUAUGACAUGUACAAUGCAACUUGGAAAGGUUAUGGGUUGUAG